Chara braunii is the source of this 1252-nucleotide messenger RNA. NCBI's taxonomy places the organism in Eukaryota, Viridiplantae, Streptophyta, Charophyceae, Charales, Characeae. The record is from the annotation of a GenBank genome assembly.
CAGCGAUUCACGAGCGCUCCUGUGUAUGGGGCUGGCUGUUGGCUGUCAUGCUUCCUGCCACAGAUGGAUGCCUGCAGCUGAGCGCGCAAGGGCCGUGGGAAUUGCCAUGGCGGGCUUUACCUUGGGAAAUAUGGUUGGCCUUCUAUCAGCGCCCCUUUUAAUGCGUGUAUUUGGGAACAGCACUGGCCCAUUCAUUGCAUUUGGACUCAUAGGCUUGCUUUGGCUACCCCUGUGGUUGACGUCCGUCACCGCCGACCCCCGGCAGCACCCCAACCUCGAUCCUGCGGAGUUGGCCUACAUCACGGGUGGUGGUUAUCCGCGGACGACUGAAGGGUCAGGAGUGCCAGGAAGAGCGGGGCGCGGGGGGGGUAAAGGAGGGGACUUGCCUUUGCCUGCAGCGGGACCGGGCCCGAUGAAGGCCGGAAAGGCAUCACCAUCAACAAGGCUCCUCCCUAUGUCCGUCCUACUACGAAAGCCUGCGGUCUGGGCCAACAUCGUUGGGAACGUCGUCAAUAAUUGGGGAUUCUUCAUAUUGCUAUCCUGGAUGCCUGUCUACUUCAAAAAGGUAUUUGGGGUUAAUCUUCGGGACGCAGCUUGGUUCUCGUCUGGACCGUGGGCAGUGAUGGCAGUCGUCGGAUAUGUGGCAGGCAUGAUCGCCGACUGGAUGGUACACGAUCUCCGCAUGGACAUAUCAACGGUCCGGAAAUUCAUGCAGUGUUUGGGAUUUCUAGGGCCAGCAAUUGGGUUGACGUUGUUGCGCUCGGCAUCUCGGCCAGAAACCGCCUCCCUUUUCUUGACCCUUUCCUUGGGGCUAAGUGCAUGUAGUCAGGCUGGCUUCAUUGUCAAUUUCCAGGACCUGGGCCCAAAGCAUGCGGGAUUGCUUCACGGCAUGGCAAAUACUGUGGGGACUGCAGCCGGGAUUCUUGGCACUGUGAUUGCAGGCUGGCUGGCAGAGACGACGGGAUCAUUCCGAACGGUACUUAUCGUUACGUCUAUCGUCUAUGCAGCUGGCGCAGCCUUUUGGACAUCCUUUGGAACGGCUCAGCAGCUAUUUGAUUGAUUCCCAGUUCUAAACUGCAGAACUCAGAGGUAAAAAUAGCUGAACGGAUGUAUGUAUGUAUGUAUGGAUGGAUGGACGGCUCACACUUGGAGUGAGUCAAUCGAAGAGGCUGGAUGAGUGAUUCAAACUAAAGCAAUAGCAAGUGUCGUAGCAAAAUCCGGAAGAUCGGCAAGAUAAAAGUAACUAGAGUUA